Molecule: messenger RNA, 299 nt
Organism: Staurois parvus
Lineage: Eukaryota; Metazoa; Chordata; Amphibia; Anura; Ranidae
Source: the annotation of a GenBank genome assembly
GUCCCUUAACAGCAACCCUCUCCUGUUUAACUGAUUUUGUUUGGCCACUCUGCAUUGUCUCGCCCUAUGUCCAGGUUGACCACAGUUAAGACAAUGGUCACAUGCAGUUCUCUGAUCAGUCUUUUCUCAAGAUUGACAAGCCCCUGUCCUCCAAACAACCGUUGCUCUAGGUCCUCUAAUGCCAUGCUCUUGUCGAGUUCUUGAAAUCUUGGAGAAGUGUUUUUCAUAUUGAACAUUUCUUGUUGCAACUGUAUUACUACCUUUUCAAGGUCAGAGUUAUUCUUUGAAGGCUGUUGGAU